Molecule: messenger RNA, 927 nt
Organism: Penicillium maclennaniae
Lineage: Eukaryota; Fungi; Ascomycota; Eurotiomycetes; Eurotiales; Aspergillaceae
Product: putative ribosomal small subunit assembly protein
Exons: 1
Coding region: 1-927 (308 amino acids)
Biological process (GO): ribosomal small subunit assembly; rRNA processing
Cellular component (GO): CURI complex; UTP-C complex
Source: RefSeq, a predicted model, not a curated record
AUGAAGAAAGUCACAGUGGAAGUCCCCGGGUAUACCACCCUCCCACUUCAGCUCCCCUCCGACAAAAUACCAGCGACCCACUACGUUUACCUCCGCCCCCACGAGCCCAGAGUCCCAACCCCGGACUCGUCUCGCUGCCUCUUCCUCGUCAACGUGCCCAUCGACGCAACAGAAGCCCACAUCCGCCAUCUCUUCGGCACUCAGCUCUCCGCCGGCCGUGUCGAGCGAGUCUCCUUCGAAGAUGUUCCCGUGAAAAAGAAUACCGUCGUCACCGACUCCAACCUCGCCCACCGCCAUAAGAAACGGAAGCGCAUUACGGCCGACGACCUCCAGUCCCAACUAGAAAAUAUCUGGCUCCCAUCAACAUGGAACCGAGAACUUCAAAAAUCUGGGGCUCACGCUAUCGUCUUCUUCCCCGAUGUCCCUUCCAUGGAAUCAAGCUUGAAGGCAGCCUCAAAGGCUGCUAGAAAAGGAACUUCCAUCGUCUGGGGCGAAGGUCUCCCCUCAGACCGUGUCCCACCUCUCGGACUUCAGCGAUACAUCGCACACGAGCGCUUGCGGUACCCAGACCGCGCAACACUCUUGCGUACAGUCAAUGAGUUCAUGACCGUCUUCGAGGCGGUGUCCGAGGCGCGCAAGAGGGAGGAGACGAAGCGUCUUGCGGAGCCGGACGAGGAUGGCUUCGUCACUGUUGUGCAUGGGCCUAAGCUUAACUCUAUUGCCAGGGAGGAUGAGAUGAAGGAGUUGGUUGAGAGGCAGAAGAAGAAGGCGGCGGGCUUGGAGGACUUCUAUCGCUUCCAGUCUAGGGAGAAGAGGAAGGAGAGGCAGAACCAAUUGCUGAGGAGAUUCGAUGAGGAUAAGAGGAAGUUGAGGGAUAUGAGGGAUCGGAGGGGAAAGAUUCGCGUGAGUUUUUUCUUUUCCUCUUGA